AUGGCUGGAUCUCGUUUGUUCCUUCGCUCCUCUAACCUUACGCACUCACUAUUGCAAACAGCUUCUAAUGCACGGCUAUCCAAUGUCGCUGCUAGGAAGUUCUCUGCUCCCUCGGCUCCGCUCAUGAAAGAUGUGAUUUUGGACUUGUACGUGAAGGAAAUCAAACAAUACAAACCCUCGCUAGAGAAACUGGGAGCUGAAGUUGGUGCGGCGAAAGAUUUGCACAUGCCAUCACCACAAGAGCCUCCCGUGAUCGACGAAGAUUAUUCAACGCAAUUGGCGUCAUAUGAAGUUGACGAGCCAGAACCAGAAGCGGCUGCUUUUGAGACGCUCUUGGAGAAUGAAUUAUUGGCCGGUUUGGAAGAUCGACCAUCUUCUCUUGACACUCUUUUCACCCCGCCUCCAGCUCAUUAA
Messenger RNA from Paraglomus occultum, 414 nucleotides. Lineage: Eukaryota; Fungi; Glomeromycota; Glomeromycetes; Paraglomerales; Paraglomeraceae. The record is from the annotation of a GenBank genome assembly.